GAUACCGGGAAACCACUACCGCAGUCCGGUCCGCGUCGUCAGAUCAUUCGUACGCUCCGUCGCGGUCAGUUGUUUCUCGUUUUUCAUCGUUCUUUCGUCAUACCCGUCGUUGCCCACGAACCGCAGACAGUGUACGCGCGCGCGUGAAAAGCAUACAGAAAAAAACCCCCGAGUGCCUUUGGUCGCGAACCGUUAAUUUUUUUUUUUUCUUUCUUUCUUUCUCUCUGUUGACAAUUAAUUCGUUUCACAAUUCGAUCGUAUUGCAUUACGUAAAUUAGUGUCUGAAGAGAAACGACGUGUACAGGAUUUACCGUCGCGCUCACUGACGCACCUUGCACACCGUAGUUGGAACACAUCACGAAACAGGUGGUACGAAAUGGAUUUUAGAACAGUUUGAGUACAGUUCUAUUCGUUCAUCAUGAAAUCUAAAUCAUGGGAAUUGUUAUUGGCUGUGGUGGCAUGUCUAGUGUACAGGACCACAAGCCACGUGGCACUUACGUUUCCUCCAGCCCGAACAUAUGACCUGGACUUUCUGGAUACGGGCAGAACGCCCGGCCCUUGUGGCAUGCCUAAAGGCUCAGUCAAAACUUCUUUGAUGUCCGGGUCGUCGUUCAACAUCACGUGGCACCUAGCGUAUCCCCAUUCGGGAGGAAUCAAGCUUCAAGUAUUAGACAAUUAUCAAAGACCCGUAUUAGAUCUGACGCCUGUUACAAAAGAUUCAGAAUUUCUAAGGACCGACAUAACAGCUCAAUCGUACGCGGUACAGUUGCCCGGGGACUUUGUCUGCGAAGACUGUACUAUCAGGUUGCUGAGAGAAGCACUGGAAUGGGGAAGCAGCUACAAGUUUUGGUCGUGUGCUGACGUCGACAUCAAAAACAAAAAAAGUUACCGGGAAGACUGCAGUGGCAAAGGACGAUACCUGUUGUCGAAAUGUCGAUGUGACAGACUUUACUACGGCCCCAGGUGUCAAUAUAAAGAUGAAUGCACUGAAGACAGUGACUGCGGUGAUCAAGGGAGAUGUGUAGACACUCAAGCAACCUCUGCCCCUAGAAAACAGUGUUAUUGUGAACCGGGAUGGUUUGGACCAGCGUGCACUAAAAGAUCUUCGUUGAAAUCUAAUGAAAUCGAUGUUACUAAUCAUAGAUAUAGAGAACUUUCAAAGGAUUUCCAUUUAUAUUGGAAAGUAUUCCGAGAAGAAGGCGAAAUUGAAAUCGUUUUAAGAGCAAAUAGUACAAGUUAUUUAGGUUUGGGUUGGCGCCCAAAAGAUUUGACUGCAGAAUGCAAGAAUUUUCCGGCUAUUGCAGACCUGCCGGGCGCGAAAGCUGUAGCAGCAGUACCUAAACCUGAACCUGAGCCAAAAAGUGAACCAGAACCAAAAAGCGAGCCCGAACCUAAAAGUGAGCCAGAACCUAAAAGUGAAGCAGAGCCUAAAAGUGAACCAGAACCAAAGACCGAACCGGAACCAAAGAGCGAACCGGAACCGAAAAGUGAACCAGAACCGAAAAGUGAACCCGAACCGAAAAGUGAACCCGAACCAAAAAGCGAGCCUGAACCGAAAAGCGAACCUGAACCGAAAAGCGAGCCUGAACCGAAAAGUGAGCCUGAACCGAAGAGUGAACCAGAGCCGAAGAGUGAACCAGAGCCGAAGAGUGAACCGGAACCAAAGAGUGAACCUGAGCCAAAAAGUGAACCUGAACCCAAGAGUAAACCUGAACCAAACACGACACAAAAAUCAAGUAGCAAAUCUGAACCUGAACCAGAACCUGAGACGAGUGCGGAGCCUUUGCCAGAACCUACGACUCAACCAACAACAACUACAACUUUUGCCAGUUCCACUAGGCCCAAACCAUCAUUUUUCCGAACCAGAGGUCGGCAGCAAAAACCAAAACCAACUGAGGAACCGGAAGUCACAGCAUCAACAAGCGCACCAGUAAAAACUAGUGGAAGGCCGACAUUUGCCCAAUUAAGAAGAACAGCAAGAGAAGCUUCCACUCCAAAUGAACCUCAACCAGAGUCAGAGCCAGAACCAAGGUCAAAAGCUAAGGAAGGCCAUAGCCAUCACGACCACUCGUCUCACGAGCAUGACCAUAACCACGAUCAUCACCAUCAUACUCACGAUCAUAAUCAUGAUCACCAUCACCAUGAAACUCCUGCAAAAAAAGAAAAUAUGAAACUCAAUACUUACACACCGAAAGCGGAUUUUAAUGGAAUGGACUGCACUGAUUUAGUAAUAGGAAGUGCGCGAGGGUCAGCUAGCAGGAUAUGGGAUUAUUAUACGAGAGAUAGAUCAACACCACGCGUAGACAGCUAUUGGGGUGGAAAGAAUGACUUGAUCGCUGCAGUUGGAUACGAAAAAGAUGGAGUCACAACUAUUGCCUUUAGAAGGAAACUCAAAGCUACCGAACCCACAGAUCAUUCGAUUGUCGACGACGUUAUGCAUGUAAUUUGGGCUAAAGGUCAAGAACAGAAAAACCAUCAGCAACCACCGAAAUUUGGAUCGGAAAAAGACGUUGCGCUCAUAAAAGAUUUUUACAAACCCGAUGAACUCAAAUAUCAUGGCCAUGGAUCACAACGCGGAGUGAUUUCUAUCAACUUUUUCGAUGAACCCGAUCAGCAUCAGCAGUUGACAUCGGUCGACGAUCAAGCGGCAACAAGAGCCGUCGGCGACGGCCCGACCAACAACGGCAAACCGUCUCACCAGAUGACCACGCCGGCGCCCAGCAACUGUUACGGUCAGUGGUCGACGCCGAAAGGUUGCAACGUAACGGCCGGUCAUUGCGAAUACCACGUCGUCUGGACGUACUCAUCGAAGACCGAUUACAUGCGGUUCACGAUCACCACGACGCACACGAGUACAUGGACCGGAAUCGGGUUCUCAGACGAUCACAAAAUGAGUCAAACUGAUGCCAUAAUCGGAUGGGUGGAUAAAGCUGGAAGGCCGUUCCUUAUGGACACGUGGAUAAACGGAUACACAAAUCCGCUACUAGACCCUUCUCAAGAUUUGAGCAACAUUACCGGCAACACUGCUGAAGGGUUGACGACGUUGAGCUUCAUGAGAAAGAGAUCAACGGGAGAUCCAAAGGAUAUGAUGUUUUCGGAUGAAAAGUGUUUGUACUUGACGUUCAUCGUCAAAGGGGGUGGUUACAAUCCGGUGAACAAGAAGAUCAAGAAACAUGAGCUUGUACCUGUGUUUUCGAACGAACGAGUGUGCAUACGGUCAUGCGGAGCUGAGGAAGAUUGGGAAUCCGUGACCACCACCACGUCGCCAAAGGCAGCGUUCAACGUCGCUAUCAAACUAGUGAAAUUGGGUGAAAACUUUGUCGUGCCGCCGGCUGGAAGCCCUGAUUUUGAUGUUCUAGCCAACACCGUUACCAGCGGUUUCAAGAAGACCCUGACCAAAUUACCAGAAUUUUACAAGAUUAGCGUUGACGAAUUUGCACAAGAAAACGAUAAUGUGGUUGCCAAGAUGAGUGUCGAGUUGGACGAAAGUGGUGGUGGAUCGCGCGGCCGCGCGUUGAGCGAUGACGAGGGCGCCGAACAACUGGAACGCGUUUUGAGAAGUACCGUAAAUAGCGGUCAUGUGGGUGCUCUAUCAUUGGACCCUAAAUAUUUUGUUUUCGAAGCAGCCCCACUUUCCAAUACGAGACAAGUAGAAGAAAACUCUAAUGACAGUAUAUUAUUGUCGACGACAAAGUUAUGGAUUGUUAUCGGUUGUAUAUCAGCGUUGGUGUUUAUUGCCAUAGUCCAAGCCGGAUGCACAAUCUACAAAACGGCUCGUAGACCCAGACCGAACCACAAGGAUCACGGUGGCGUGAACUCAGCGUGGAAGGAUUAUUCGUCCGGUGGGGGCGGCGGUGGUGGCAUGGGUGCGGCGAACACGAAUUACGCGUUCGACCAGUACGAUGGGGACGAGAAACAAUCGCCCAGCUCGUUGAGCCACACGUCCACGAUACCGCUGACCACGAAGCUGGUAUCGCACGGCGGUGGCGGUGGCGGCAACCACUACGCGGAGUCGCGAUCGUUGCACAGGCCGUCGGCAGCGAACGGAGCAGGCGGUCGGCACAUGCACAGCCGUCCUCCUCCGCCGCCCACGCACCACCACCAGGACAGGGCGGCCGGCACGUACUCGCUGCCCAGGCCCGCGCAACAGCCGCCGCAUCAUAACGGGUACUACACGCACAGGCCUCCUAACCGGACGUCGCAUGGGCCACAGCAACAGCAGCAGCAACCCGGCGGCGGCGGCAGUGGCGAUCAGCUACAGCCCGACUUCUACUUCAUGCCGUCCCAGAGGAAGUAUUCCGGCGAGGUGGUCAGGGUGUACGUGGACUACAACACCAACCCUAGGAAAUGAGUAAAAAGCACCACCCGCGUUCGCGUCCGUACGCUGCUGAAAUGAAUAUUUUUUAUGUUUUACUUGUAAAUAUUUAUUAUAUUGAUUUAUUUUUUUA
This is a messenger RNA of Sipha flava (yellow sugarcane aphid), 4448 nucleotides long. RefSeq lists its product as uncharacterized. The transcript is spliced from 19 exons. The record is from RefSeq and is a predicted model, not a curated record. Lineage: Eukaryota; Metazoa; Arthropoda; Insecta; Hemiptera; Aphididae. Bases 419 to 4351 code for a protein of 1310 amino acids.